AUGAUCAAGGAGAAUUGUGAAGCUCGUUGUCCGAUUCAGCCGAAUCCGUGCCCGUUGACAUUGGUCUCAUUCACGAGACCGGUAGGUAGCAACUUACAAAAUCCUAAGAAAAAAAUCAGUAAAUGCUAUAUCAUUCUCUGUUCAGCCGUUUCAAAUCCGUGCAAAGCACCAGCUCGAAAUCCUGGAGAGGGUCCGUAUCAUGCAACGAGGUGGUCCUUCGAGAGCUCAACACGGAAGUGCAUUCCUUUCGAAUACAAGGGAAUGCGAGGAAACGCUAAUAAUUUUGUGACGAGAGAAAAUUGUGAGCAACGAUGCCCAGAGGGUGCCAUUAAAAAGAUCCGUUUAGUGUUCAAGAAUCCUUGCAAGCUCUUUGAGCCGUUCUCAACGGAAAACAAGUACUACACAUGCAGUCCAACAGCGUUGUGCCCUAAUCAGUACUACUGUCAUGUGGGAGUCGAUACCAACUAUUGUUGCCCGGUGAUGGGUGAGCUCAACUCCCGGUUUGUUUUGAAGUUCUUCGACGGAAGUGAUCCGUGUAGUCAGCCAAUGGAUGUUGGCAUCGGCUCGGCACAACUUCAGCGAUGGUACUGGAAUGCCCAAUCACAGAUGUGCUUACCAUUCAGCUACUGCGGUUUGAAAGGCACGCAGAACAACUUUCUUAGCAAGCAGGAUUGCGAACGCACUUGCUACGUACUUGAUAAUCCGUGUGCACUCGGUUUACCUCAAAUGACCGUGGAAAAUCGUCCACAAAUAUGUUCCAUAGGCCAAAACACUUGCUCCGCUGGUUACUGGUGUCACUACGGUGCUACACAAAAGACAACUGUUUGUUGCCCUGGAAGAGUGGAAGGUCUAGCGAUAUGCCAGCAGUCGUUAGCGUUGGGAAAUGGUGACGCGACACUGGCGCGUUGGUACUACGAUGCGGCCAGCAUGCGUUGUGUUCAGUUCUACUAUCGAGGGCAUUACGGCAAUCAGAAUAACUUCUUAACUCUCGAGGAAUGCGAAAGGACAUGCCCUGUCUUUGUCAACCCGUGCAAUCAACCGAUCAUACUUCCACCGAGAACAUGUAGUGCUGUCGGUCCUGACACCUGCGGUCCGAGUUCGUGGUGUCAUGUGGGAGCGACUCCAGACACGACGAUCUGCUGUCCUAGUGAGGGUGAUCCGUGUACGUUACCGCUGAAUCGUGGAACCGGUAACCAGUAUGUGGAUCGGUGGUAUUUCAAUCAACAAGCUGGUACAUGCCAACCAUUCUUGUAUGCCGGGCUUCAUGGGAAUCAAAACAAUUUUUUGACAAAAGAGGCUUGCGAAGAACGCUGUGGUCCGAAUCCUUGCUUCGAGGGCCGGCCAUUCGUCGGUGUUGACGGUCGCCCUCAGACGUGUUCCAUUUCGGCAAAUCUCAACACAUGUCCAGCAAAUUAUUGGUGUCACAUAGGAGCUGAUAUGAGCACCACUGUAUGUUGCCCAGGAGGUGAGUUUAUUUUCCAGGCCUGA
This is a messenger RNA of Angiostrongylus costaricensis, 1488 nucleotides long. Lineage: Eukaryota; Metazoa; Nematoda; Chromadorea; Rhabditida; Metastrongylidae. The record is from the annotation of a GenBank genome assembly.